Molecule: messenger RNA, 1365 nt
Organism: Aspergillus sclerotioniger CBS 115572
Lineage: Eukaryota; Fungi; Ascomycota; Eurotiomycetes; Eurotiales; Aspergillaceae
Product: CIA30 family protein
Exons: 3
Coding region: 166-1242 (358 amino acids)
Biological process (GO): mitochondrial respiratory chain complex I assembly; mitochondrial electron transport, NADH to ubiquinone
Cellular component (GO): mitochondrion
Source: RefSeq, a predicted model, not a curated record
GCCAUUGCUGCCGUCGAAAGAAACCGUCAGAAAGCGGUAAGUAAACCCACUCACGCCAUGUCAGCCUGAGGCAUCCACAUCCCGCGAAAUCCCCGACGUCAUGGCGCGUACCUUUCGACGACGCCUCGACGUCCUUUCUCUCCCUCAAUUACUAUCCAAUCCAUCAUGUUUCCCACAGCCCGGUGCCUGGCUGCCAAGCCCUCCGGCUUUAUCAAGCGCAGCGCCGAGGAACUCAGCCGCCUGACGCGCAUCGCCUGGAACUCCGAGGGCCUAACCACCCCAACCAAGCCCUACGUCCUCCUCGACUUCGAAAAUGACUCCUCCGUCGCCGGCUGCAAGACCAUGGCCGACCGUGCCGUCGGAGGCUACAGCACCGCCAGUCUCGACUACGUGCCUGCUGAUCCAGCAACCAAUAGUCCCGCCCAUGCUCAAUUCCACGGAAGUAUCUCGACGAAGCUACCUAUGAACUGGCGCGUUGAGCGGACGGGCUACGCCGCCUUCCGCAACCACGACCGCGGCAUGUGGCUCUUCGGCCGUCUAUACUGGGACGUUGAUCCGUACGCUUACCUCGCUCUGCGGGUGAAAUCCGACGGUCGUCGCUACACCGUCAACAUUCAGACCGAUUCUAUCGUUGAGACGGACAUUCACCAACAUCGUCUGUAUACCCGCCAUCAUCGUGUCCAGGACAACGCUGCCUCUUCCUCUUCCUCUUUUUCCUCCGUUGAUGAUGUCGAAACCCCCGAGCUCGCCGAACGAAUCUACCCCCACGGCAUCCCUCCCUCGUUGUCCGAUAUUCCCCCCGAAUCCAUCAUCAUGUCUAGUGGUAGUUCCAGCGUGACUACAUCCAGUUCUACGGGGUGGGAAACCAUCCUGUUACCGUUCAACUCGUUUGUGCGGACGAAUCAUGGAUUGGUGGUUGAGCCGCAGACGUCGAUUCUCAGACAGCGGGUUACGAGUGUGGGUAUUGGGUUGACGGAUCGGGUGGAGGGGCCGUUUGAUCUGCGGAUUCAUAAGAUCUGGGCGACGAAUGGCAUGGGCGAGGCGGAGAUUGAGGAGGAGAGGAGGAUUUGUGGAGCGGAUGCGUUGCCGGUUGAUGAGGGGGUUAUGACCGGGUGGAUGGGGGAGAAGAAGGGUGAGAGGGAGAAGGUGCAGCGUGCUGCUGCUGAUGGUGCUGGUGCUGGGGAGAAGAAGGAGCCCAAGGCGAAGGGGUUGAAGGGGUUGAAGGAUGAGUGGGAGCAGUAGUGGUUGAUACCUUGUUUAUCUAGAUUGUACAGUACAGUGAACUUCUACCUAGUACACUGGUUCUGAUUGGGUUCUACAAACACGGCACAUACAUUCCCCGUCUCACGACGAAGAGUCGGGUCA